AUCAAAGGUCAGCAAAGCUCUCAUGAUAUCCACACACACCCUAAUCAUUAAGCAAGUCCACGAAAGAAAAACAACAAGAGUACUAGCAAAAGGAGCACAAUAAUCCGAUUUAAAAUAAUUAAUAAUCCGAUUUAAAUUAUCACAAAUACCCCACACUGAAUUAUGGAUAAUACGAUAGAAACCACAUAUGCAACGUCUCUAAGCCAAGGUGGGAUCCACUCUUAUAUAUUUUAAAUAAAUGAUUUGUGCAUAUAAAUUCAAUAUAACUUUAAAUCUCCAAUAUAUAAUUACCUCAUCACCUUUGAUUUAGCAAUAUUUCUCUUCUCAAAACAUAAAACUUUAUAUAUGCACUGCAAUACGAAUACGUACAUAUAUGUACAUGUAUGAUUAAGCAGAAUGCUGAUCGUACAUGUAUGAUAUUUGUAAAUAGUAACCAUUGCAUGCAAAACAUGUAAAGCAUCAUAUCUUCUCUAUCUUUCGUACGUUUUUGUUUUUUACCCACUGUUUGAUGUAAUGGGGAGUAGGUGCAUUAUUAUUUAUUUAUCUUUGGUUACCAUGAAUGAACAGCUCAAAACAGUAAAAGUAAAUAUAAAAAAAUCACCGAAUAUACUUUAGAAAGCGUCUUUUGCGAAAGAAAAGAAAUGAAAAAAGAACGUCUUUUGCAAUGGUAUCGGCCAAUAUCGAAAUGUGGACCCGCCCAUAUCCACUAUAAAAGCAGUACACUUGAGUAUCAUAAUUGCAGUGAACACUUCAUUCAAAACCAAUUAAGCUUAAGCCAUGGCUUUCUCUCCCUCACCUCCUCUAGCUGCAACGAUCAUUGGCCUUCGCUCCACCACCACCACUUCUCUCUCUUCCUUCCCCAAACAAUGCCUCACGGGCAGAGUGCGAUGCAAAGCAACAAACGGUGGCGAUGAUCACCUUGAACAGGGUCUAUCUAGACUCGACAGGAGGAACAUGCUGAUUGGUCUAGGAGCCGGAGGUCUAUACGGCGCGACUGGUCUUGAAAACAACCCGUUUGCUUUUGCCGCGCCCGUAUCUGCCCCUAACUUUACCCAAUGCGGUCCUGCUGACAAGCCUGACGGGUCCACCAUCGACUGUUGCCCACCCACCGUCACAACCAUUAUCGAUUUCAAACUGCCCGACAAGGGCCCACUCCGAACCAGGCUUGCAGCCCAAGAUGUAGCGAAAGACCCGGUCUACUUGGCAAAAUAUAAAAAGGCCAUCGCGCUCAUGCGGGCCUUACCCGACGACGACCCGCGCAGCUUUGCCCAACAAGCCAAGGUUCAUUGCUCUUAUUGCGAUGGUGGGUACCCGCAAGUCGAGUAUUCGGAUCUGGAGAUUCAAGUCCACUUUUGCUGGCUGUUCUACCCGUUCCACCGAUGGUACCUCUACUUCUUUGAGAAGAUCAUGGGGGAGCUCAUCGGCGACCCCACCUUCGCCCUCCCUUUUUGGAAUUGGGAUGCGCCAGCUGGCAUGUACAUUCCUGAGAUUUUCACUGACACCACUUCCUCCCUCUAUGACCAGUAUCGAAACGCAGCCCAUCAGCCUCCGAAGCUCUUGGAUCUGAAUUACGGUGGGACCGACGAUGACGUUGACGACACCACGCGGAUCAAAGAGAAUCUAACCACCAUGUACCAGCAGAUGGUCUCAAAGGCCACAUCUCACCGGCUCUUCUACGGGGAGCCAUACAGCGCCGGCGAUGAUGCAAAUCCAGGAGCCGGAAACAUCGAGAGUAUCCCGCAUAACAAUAUCCAUUUAUGGACGGGUGAUACGACCCAGACCAAUGGAGAGGAUAUGGGUGCCUUUUACUCUGCAGGCCGGGAUCCUCUGUUUUACGCGCACCACUCCAACGUGGACCGCAUGUGGUCAAUUUAUAAAUCUAAAUUGGGCGGUACCGACAUAGAAAAAAAGGAUUACUUGGACGCGGAGUUCUUGUUCUACGACGAGAAGAAGAAUCUUGUGCGCGUGAAAGUUCGAGACUCCCUCGACACCACCAAGCUGGGGUACGUUUACGACAACAAAGUGGAGAUUCCGUGGCUGACGUAUAAGCCGACGGCCCGUAAAUCGUCGAACAAGAGAAAGGCGACGGUUUCCUCUGCGGAUCUGAAGACCAAUUUCCCGGCGACGUUGACGGACACAAUCAGCGUUGAGGUGGCGAGGACGUCGACGACAAAGCGGACAAGUACGCAGAAGAAGGCCCAGGAUGAGGUGUUGGUGAUCAGUGGGAUUAAGUAUGCCGGGAACGAGACGGUGAAGUUCGACGUGUAUGUGAAUGAUGAUGCUGAGUCUUUGGCCGGGAAGGACAAGUCGGAGUUUGCGGGGAGUUUCAUCCAUGUGCCGCAUAAAGGGAAAAAGGAUAUAACGACGACUCUGAGGCUGAGCAUUACAAAGUUGCUGGAGGAAUUGGAUGCGGAAACGGACAGUAGCGUGGUGGUGACUUUGGUGCCUAAAGUCGGGACAAUCACCGUUGGUGGGGUCAGUACCGAGCUUAUUAAUACCACCUAAAUGAAAUGAAAUUAAAUCAAGUGAUGAUGAUGAUGAUUUAAUUAAGUAUUUUCGUGCAUUAAGUGUAUGUUUUAGUAGGUCACUUCUCCACUGCAGAGAGAGACCCACGUAACGUAACCCUACAGUUGCUUAAUUAUGUGUGUGGGGGGUCGAUGUUUGUUUUUCUGAAUAAAACAUAUAUAUAUAUACAUGGUCAUGAGUGUGUACUUUUAUGUAUAAUAAAGAGCAAAUACAUGCUACCGUACCUGGUGUUGUUUUCAUUCCCUGUAGUUGUUUACACAAAUAGACAUUUCUGAUUGUUGAGAAAGGGACAGCGAAGGAAGAGUUAGUUCUGAUCUGAAA
Prunus persica (peach) is the source of this 2847-nucleotide messenger RNA. RefSeq names its product polyphenol oxidase, chloroplastic. The record is from RefSeq and is a predicted model, not a curated record. Gene Ontology annotation, biological process: pigment biosynthetic process. Gene Ontology annotation, molecular function: catechol oxidase activity. The transcript has a single exon. Lineage: Eukaryota; Viridiplantae; Streptophyta; Magnoliopsida; Rosales; Rosaceae. Bases 778 to 2505 code for a protein of 575 amino acids.